This is a messenger RNA of Hevea brasiliensis (rubber tree), 550 nucleotides long. Its product is annotated as transcription factor bHLH162-like. Gene Ontology annotation, biological process: regulation of transcription by RNA polymerase II. Gene Ontology annotation, molecular function: RNA polymerase II transcription regulatory region sequence-specific DNA binding; DNA-binding transcription factor activity, RNA polymerase II-specific; protein dimerization activity. The coding region runs from base 22 to 540 and encodes 172 amino acids. The record is from RefSeq and is a predicted model, not a curated record. The transcript has 2 exons. NCBI's taxonomy places the organism in Eukaryota, Viridiplantae, Streptophyta, Magnoliopsida, Malpighiales, Euphorbiaceae. Gene Ontology annotation, cellular component: RNA polymerase II transcription regulator complex.
UCCCUUUUAAGCUAUACAUUGAUGGAGAACAACCCUAAUUCUUCAAGAACUGAUAGGAAAACCAUAGAGAGGAAUAGAAGAAAUCAAAUGAAGGCUCUCUACUCCAAGCUCAAUUCUCUUGUGCCCCGUCAAAGCUCCAGGGAAUCACUGUCGCUGACUGAUCAGCUAGAUGAGGCUGCAAAGUAUAUAAAAAAGCUGCAGACAAAUCUGGAGAAAAUGAAGGAAAGGAAAGAAAGUUUAAUGGGAACUCAAGAAAGGCCAAAUACAAGCGUGAGUAGUGGAGCAACAAUGCGCCUAAGAUAUCCACAAAUUGAGAUUCAUGAAAUUGGUUCAGCUUUAGAGGUUGUUUUGAUAACUGGAUUGGAUAGCCAGUUCAUGUUCAAUGAGACUAUUCGAGUUCUUCAUGAAGAAGGAGCUGAGAUAGUUAAUGCGAGCUUUUCUGUUCUAGACGAUACUGUUUUCCACACAAUACACUCCAAGGUAGUAGAUGAUAUGAUGUUCUUCAUUCUUCAUCAAUCACCUAUGCUUGAAAGGCAGUGAUCAGGUGAUU